Molecule: messenger RNA, 1666 nt
Organism: Alosa alosa (allis shad)
Lineage: Eukaryota; Metazoa; Chordata; Actinopteri; Clupeiformes; Clupeidae
Product: transcription factor ETV6-like
Biological process (GO): regulation of transcription by RNA polymerase II; cell differentiation
Cellular component (GO): nucleus
Molecular function (GO): DNA-binding transcription factor activity, RNA polymerase II-specific; sequence-specific DNA binding
Source: RefSeq, a predicted model, not a curated record
AAACGGUACGACGAGCUCCUCGAGGACCAGACGGACCCCCCCAGCACCCCCCCACCAUCGAGCUGCGCCACCGGCACCGCUCGCGGUCGCCCCACCUGCACCCAGUCCCACGGCGUUCCCCACCCUCGCUCCUCCAUCCUCAGAUGGGCUUGGCCGAGGACUCACAGCAGGCGUCUUCGCAGCUGCCCGACAGCAACCAUCACGCGCCCGAGGACCUGUACCCGCUCUCCGUGUCUCCGGCGGCACCUGCCAACGGGCACUGCGGGCCUGGACGCGACUCCGGAGCCGUCUCGCGGGGGGUCAGCAGCAACAGCCCUCACGGCGGCGGGCAUGAGGAGCCGUCACCCUCGCCACGGGUCAUUCAGCUAAUGCCCAGCGCCAUCAUGCACCCCCUGUUGCUGAGCCCCGGCCGGGCAGGCGCCGGUGGCGACUACCGGCAUGGCCGAGCGGCCAUCCACGCCCCGGCCCAUGAGAAUGAGAGAGAAGGGCACGGUGGCAAAGGCGCCUGGCACCAGCACCACGCCCUCAGCGCAUCCCAUCACCCCCACCCCCACGCACACCAGCUGGCCCAGAGCGGGCAUCCGCACCACCCGCACGGGCACCACCCGCACCACCAGGAGGAGGGCCGCUUCCGUAACCACGUCAUCGUGCCUGUCUCGCCGCCCGAGGACCAAGGGAUGCCCAUUGGACGGAUAGCAGACUGCAGGCUCCUCUGGGACUACGUGUACCAGCUCCUGUCUGAUAGCCGGUACGAGAACUACAUUCGCUGGGAGGACACAGAGUCCAAAGUCUUCCGCAUCAUGGACCCCAAUGGCCUGGCCCGGCUCUGGGGAAACCAUAAGAAUAGGACCAAUAUGACAUACGAGAAGAUGUCAAGAGCAAUGAGACACUACUACAAACUGAACAUCAUCAGGAAAGAGCCAGGACAAAGACUGCUGUUCAGGUUCAUGAAGACCCCGGAUGAGAUCAUGAACGGAACGUCAGAGCGUCUGGAGCACUUGGAGUCGGACACUGACGAGCAGAACUAUGUGAAGGGAGAGAGCCCUAACAACUCCGCCUGCACGCGAGAGGUACAUAUGAGGACUUUAAGCAAAUUUAUGUGAAGGAGGAGUGUUGAGAGCAGCGACGAGGAGACCUAUGGACUGUUAUACCACAGAUGCCUCACACGUGUGAACAAUCAGUCGCUCGGCCUGCACUGGUGCGAAGCACACCAACCUGCGCUCCCUUCUACUGGAGAGACAGAGAAAGAGAACGAGAAAGAAAGGGAAAGAAAAGGAAAAAAAAAAAAAACGGACACCUGUGUUUUAGAUCAAACCGCAAAUCUUAAACAGAUACCUGAGAAGUGACAUGGCUAAAGAGCUGCAAUGCGUUUUUUUAAGGAAAAUCUUGCUUCUGAAAUGCUAUAAGUGGAGAGAGAGGAACAACCUUUUAUUCCUUCUGCCUUGCUUGUACAGAUGACCUUUUAGUCCAAUCAAUGGAUUCACACCUUUUUGCUGAUUUGUUUUCCCCCUCAGUUUUUAUUUUUAUCUUGUGUAUAUUGAAUGAGGAUAUGACGAUUUUUGUUUUUUAAAAAAGAGGGGUGGGAUGUUUUCAAACUAUUGCUGUUGUGACAAAUGUUUUCUGAAUCCACAAAUUCAUUUCUGAAAAUAAAUAUUGUCACUCCUGA